This is a messenger RNA of Cyclocybe aegerita, 1302 nucleotides long. NCBI's taxonomy places the organism in Eukaryota, Fungi, Basidiomycota, Agaricomycetes, Agaricales, Hemipholiotaceae. The record is from the annotation of a GenBank genome assembly.
AUGGCCUCCAAUAUCCAAGACUCGUCAGAGAAGGGCCUGAAGGAUGAGGUAACAGUUUCGUUGGCGUCAACUCCCUCGCCCGCAGUGGAAGAUGUUAUGGAUGGAGGUCGUGAGGCAUGGUGCACCGUGGCCGGAGGUUUCCUCGUAGUCGCUGUGACCUUUGGCUAUGCAAACAGCUUCGGCGUGUAUCAAGACUUCUAUACGCGGUCUCAUACCGCCUCUGCCUCUGCCAUUAGCUGGAUUGGGUCAACACAGCUUUUUUUCCUGCUCGCAAUGGCGCUACCGGGAGGAAAGUUGUUGGAUAUGGGCUACUUUCGGCACACCACAUUCAUUGGCAGCCUGAUCCUCGUCUUUUCGCUGUUCAUGGUGUCGAUUUGCGACCCUCAAAAGUUCUAUCAACUGUACCUGGCGCAAGGUCUGGGCGUCGGGAUCGGUUCCGGUCUGCUAUACGUCCCCUGUCUUGCAGUCCAAUCCCACCAUUGGCGCGCGCGUCGAGCUUACGCGAUGGGUAUUGUAGCAACAGGAUCCUCGCUUGGUGGUAUCAUGUUCCCAAUUGUCCUGAAUGAACUCUUCAAGACCUCGCUAGGGUUUCAUUGGGGUGUGCGCAUCUCUGCGUUCAUGGGUCUAGCAAUGUUGGGGGCUGCGAACCUUCUAAUGACACCCAAGAAGAAAUUCAAUAGCAACGCGCAGGAUCGGCCUGACCUCGACCUCAAAGGCAUCAUGACCGAUGUUCCGUACUUGAUCUCUAUUUUAGCUAUGUUCUUUGCGAAUUGGGGGAUUUUCUUCCCUUACUUCUAUCUUCAGCUGUUUGCCAUUCUCCACGGGGUCAAUCACACAACAGCGUUCUACUUGAUCGCCAUCAUGAACGCUUCCGCCGUGCCCGGACGAAUCUUGCCUAGCAUGAUGGCGGACCACUUUGGACCAUACAACGUGCUCACGCCGUCGCUCCUGAGCUGCACCGUCCUUAUCUACGCGAUGAUGAGCAUAGGAAACCUCGGCGGCGUCGUCGUGUUCGCUGUCUUGUAUGGAUUCUUUUCCGGCGCAACCCUCACUCUGGCAGCACCCGCGUUCGCAGUUCUCUCGAGGCACCCAUCAGAAGUAGGAGUCCGGUUCGGACUCGCCUUCUCCCUCACUGCCUUCGGGGCGCUUAUUGGCACUCCGGUGACCGGUGCCCUCCUCGGAGACCAUUUCAGAUGGAACAAACCUAUCAUAUUCAGCGGUGUGUCGUGUACUGUGGCCCUCAUUUUCCUCAUGAUCGUGCGACAGGUUUUGGUAAAACGAAAGGGAACCCAGCUAGUAUGA